AUGAACCCCUCUUCCCCUCAAAGACGCGUCUUGAAGCGCUCAGCUUCAACAGCUUCUCUCCCGACGCCCCCGAGAACUUAUCGACGUCGUGCUCGCGGUCGAUCGCGCGGCUCAUGCGACAGCGACAGCGACGACGACAAUGCCCCUUCUCAACAGCAUUCUCCAGUAUCCACCGAUGACGAGUCAGAGCGACCCUCAGGUCUAGAUGAAAGACAAUCAAGGAAGAAGCGCAGGACCACGCUGGCUCAGGAAAAUGACGAUGAAGAGGCCUUUUGGAUGGGUGGCAACGAUUCUAAACAAGGCGACGUUUCGGGCGCCAACACCAAAUCAGCUGCGGCCAAAAGCCAGGGCCCUUUGCUAUAUCGCAAGCUCCAGGCGAGCGCAUCGACCUCCCAGGUGGAACAAGGCCUGCUGUCACCGCCAGCUUCCCACAGAAAACCUGUCAACCCUCCUGUUGCUCCUCGCCCGACUUCACCCAGUCCCGCCACUACCGUAUCUGAACCGGUCACACCACAACCCAAGGCCAAGAGCAAGCCUUUUGUUGAUGAUUCACCUGUUGUUGGUAUCGUAGACUCGCCUUCUAAUCCGUUCGUUGCGACCCCUGUCGGCGAAGACGAUGAUGUGGAGAGUGUGGCUAGUCCCAAGGCCGAGGACCACGAUGACGAACCGGUCUACGACAAGCCCACGGUCACCUAUGUCUUCCGUGGCGUCAAGCGAGUCUAUCAAAACCCGAUGUACGACCCUGUCAAGAAGCGCGCCAUCUCACCACCCCCCAAUUCCAAACUCCCCGUCGACGACCCCCUCUUCUCUCCGGACCCCACGUGUAAACCCCGGCUCCUGUUCCCUGAAGCGCACAAAAAACGAAGGGCCAAGCAUCAGAAGAAGCCCGUUCCACAGGCGCGCUCUGACUCGGACGAGGAGGGGAGUGAUUCCGAUGCUGACGAGGGCUUGGGUAGGGGUAGAAUCAAGGCACCCAAUUUCGGUGCGGGUAAAUUGACUGCAGAGUCGCGAAAAGCCGCUGCGAGUAAUGAAGAUGAUGUGUUCUGCUGA
Molecule: messenger RNA, 1050 nt
Organism: Coprinopsis cinerea okayama7#130
Lineage: Eukaryota; Fungi; Basidiomycota; Agaricomycetes; Agaricales; Psathyrellaceae
Exons: 2
Coding region: 1-1050 (349 amino acids)
Source: RefSeq, a predicted model, not a curated record